Molecule: messenger RNA, 2944 nt
Organism: Lytechinus pictus (painted urchin)
Lineage: Eukaryota; Metazoa; Echinodermata; Echinoidea; Temnopleuroida; Toxopneustidae
Product: MKRN2 opposite strand protein-like
Exons: 6
Coding region: 554-1228 (224 amino acids)
Source: RefSeq, a predicted model, not a curated record
GAGUCGCGAAAAACCAGAUGAAAACCCGGGGCCCGUGCCCUUGCUCCGGCCGCGCGGAGCGGCGCUAGAGUUGGCGUGCAAUUGAGAGAGCGGUCGCAGUCGUCGUCUCCGACUCGUACUCGGUCACUGGUACCAAUUCACAAUUUCAUGCCAAAUAUUAAAUAAAAUAUGGACUAGAUCUAAAUAAUGUUUGGAGAGCCUAAUGUUUCUAUAACUCAUAUCAAAACACUCCACAUCAAUUCCAUACAGUGACAUUUAGAAUGAAGUAUGGUACGGUACCUGAAUUAUCGGCAUUUUCAAAGUCAGUCGGCCGUUGUUACAGACGCUUCGAAUUCAGAGGCUAUGAGUAAUGGGUCAAAGGUUAUGCGAACUCUGUGAGAAAAUGGAUUACGUGACCCCGCAGCGCCUCCCAAUGUAAACAAAGUCAGCAUCGGUGAUAUACGGGACAAGAAAUACCAAGCAAGAAGUUUGCAGUGCACAGUUACAGCUACAGAUCAGCACCGCUAGCACUUGCACAUUUUAGCUGUAAACAUAAGCCCAGGGGCAGGCGGCCAUGACGAUCAUGUCUUCACCAUACACCAAUCCACCGAUCAUCACCUUCCGGCAUUGUGAUCCAAUCAAUCACAUUCUCUGUUUCAAUGAGGUUUUACAAGUCUGCCCAAUUUGCAGAAUUCGUCUUGAUAAUGGGAGAGCUGAAUUUCCUUUGCCUCCUGUUAGGCUGCCCUCAUUGUUCAUGAAUGCUGUAACCAAACCACACUGCCUUGCCAUUAAGCCAACCUAUGGUUCAUUUCUGCAAACAUAUAUGCCAGGUCAUUUCUUGCAUGCAGGGAUAUCCAAUUCCAAAGGUGUGGUUUACAACUAUGAUGAUAAUGGUAUUCACCAAGAUACCUCAUCAUGGGAACAGUGUGUGGUUAUUCCAUUACUUGGUUGCCAUGACUACGAGAUGAAGCAAGAAUGGGAUACAGAGCUUCAUCAAUUUUCUAUGUCAUCUGGAUGGACACGAGAGAGAUACCAUGAAGGGAUCAAUAAUUGUUUUGACUUUGUAGUAGGAUUCCUGAAUCACAUUGACUACAACCAAACAGUGAAGCAUAUCUCUAAACCAAUCACCAGAGAAGAACUCUGUCAAGAUUAUAUUGUAUCCAUGACAACCAAAGCUGCACAGUACAUCAGUAUUCACCAUGCAAUAAGAAAAGAUGGAUACAUUAUUCAAAGAGACUUACCAAGCUGACAGACUUUUUUUGACUAAUUUCUGAGGAAAUCAAAGAUAUCAAGUACUGUAAUCUCAAAGACACAGAUUUCAUAUUUUUUUAAGACUUACUGAUUCACACAGAGAUGUUGUGGUGUGGCCGUGGAUGUGAAAUAAAAUAUAAUGUAGUUUUAUGUACUGUUUUUCACUGCUGAAAAUACAACUGGAAUGCUUGAACAGGGUGCAUUUUCUAAUUUAAAACUUCUUUUUAAUUUAGUUACCACUUUCUGACAGUUCCUAUUUACAUAAUAUACAUAUGAUAUGACAGUAAAAAUAUAUAUAGAAAAUAUAGGAAAUAUUUUUAUAGGAAAUGACCAAUUAGAAAAAGAUAUAUAUAUUGCACAGGUAUCGAAUGAUAUAUUUGUGAGUCCACUUUCAUAGUAUAUUGCAUACGGCAGACUUUGUUUUCUUGAGAGAUAAAUCACUCCUGGUCUGACGAUCGUAUUCUGCUUGUCGUAGCUGAUGCUGAAGCUGAGCUAUUUCAUCUUGAUAGGCUUUCUCCUUGUUGUCAAAAUUCUGUUAAAAUAAAGUAAUACAUUCAUUCAUCCAGCAACAUUUAUAAUUUUAAUCAGUAAUGUAACUGAGAAGUAAAGUGCAAGUAUCUCAGGUACCUUGAUCGUAUAUAUAGGUCUAAAUUUGAAAAGUUAAAGGUUGCAACUUGAUAUGUAAUAUAUUUUAGAAAUAGUUUCAAUUAAAAAAAAUAGAGAGCUGGAUAAGGGUUGCCUAACAUAUCAUAAUGUACAUGCCAUUCACUCAGUGCAGACCAAUGAGGUGUUUCACAAAGAGAUAAGUCUGACUAGAAACCUCAUUUAAGUAACAAUGCACAUAUGAAAUUCAAUGUGCAAUCACAUUGAUUAUUAUGCAGUAGCAUGCAUCCUACAGGUAUAAUCAUAAUCUGACCAAUGUAAUGAUAUAUGAUAUCCACAUGCAAUGCAUAAGAAAAGUUUGAUUUUAAGUCACACUUGAAACUUUUUAAAUUUCCUCUAGAUUUAGAUAUUUGUAGCUCUUUCAGUAAUGAGGAUGCUAUGUCCAAUUUAAUAAAUGUCUGUUAAUUAAGCAAAGUACGAAACCUGGGUCCUGUAACAUGAAAACUUGUUAUAAUACAUGUAACAAAUGCACAAAUACUAUAACAAGUUUACUAUCAACUAAUCAAAUAGAGGAAUUUCAGUAGCUUUAAGCUGUUAUCACAAAUCUGUUUAAUAUAAUAAGUUUCAUGAAACUGUAUUCAGACUUACCAUAUUGCACCAUUCCUGUAUUUCUCUUGGUUUGAGAGGGCCUUGGACACUCCCAUCACGACGGAUGAAAACAUCACCCACUGGUGUAGCAUACAGUGUGUUGGCUCUUCCAGAAUCAAUAUUGAGUUUAAUAACCUUCAAGACAUUCUCAUCACCUAUCGAAGCAAAGUGAUUUAUGUAAAUCAACAAAUAUCAGGAUAUCACUUGGUUUAAGUAGAAGCAAGUAGUGAGAAAAACAAUUAUUCGACUUCAAUUCAUCUGGCUCAAUUCUAAAAAAGAAAAAGAGAAAUAUGCAAUUUCUCAAAUUAAUGUACCCACUGUCAGGUGUAUGUUAGGCCUACCAAAAACUCAUAAAGGAAAAAUAAUACUGAAAUUGUUCUUGCAGCAAAUGGCAACAGAACUUGCAAGACAUUAUAUAUGUCAUGGAAUUGUAAAUAUAUCUUUGAUUUGUCAUAAGUUUAAA